Messenger RNA from Miscanthus lutarioriparius, 1584 nucleotides. Lineage: Eukaryota; Viridiplantae; Streptophyta; Magnoliopsida; Poales; Poaceae. The record is from the annotation of a GenBank genome assembly.
AUGAGGACACGGUCGCAAAGCCGGAAACUUGCGGAUCUCCCGGCGGGCUCCGGCCCCAGCGCCGGAUCUGGGGCGAGACUUGCUGAUCCCGCCGCAGUCAGCGGCGGAUCUGGGGCGAUUCUUACUGAUCCCCCCGCGGGCUCCGGCCCUUGCGUCGGACCGGAGGCGACAACGACGCGAGUUUGCUGGAGCCUGAGCCUUGCCAAUCCGCGGUUGCCUUUGUAUGGAUCUGAUGAGGCAAUCGCGAAUGCGAAUCAGUUGCGGCGUUGCUGCAGCGGCGAAUCCGGCCGUCCGAGGACCCGUCUCCGAAAAUGGAGGGAUUGGGCCAAUCUGCCUACUGAGCUGCUCGAGGAGAUUGCAACCCGGCUUCUCACCGACGACGUCUCCGAGUACCUUCGUCUCCGAUCCGCGUGCAAGCCCUGGCGCAAGUGCACCGACGACCCCAGUUUGUCCGGCGGCGGGCUUGACCCCCGCUUCCGCCCCCACCACUGGAUCGCGGUCUCCUACUGCGCAUCCCCGUCGCGCCGCCACCUCAUCAACAUCUGCACUGGUGCACGUGCCGAGGUCGACCGCCCAGAGCUCUCCACCCACCACUGCUUCGGCAUCGUUGAUGGACUCCUCGUCCUCUGCAACAAGGCCACUAGCGCCGUCCACCUCCUCAACCCUCUCACCGGCGCCCUCGUCCAUUUCCCUGCCAUCACCGACGUGCGGGCCACGAAGCAGACGCCCGCCGCGGCCUUCAAGGCCUUCUUCAAUAGACCACUCACGGAAGAAGAGAUGCGCGUCGUGGUCAUUGACACUCCCAAGAUAAGCGUCCCCGACCCCUCAGCAAUCAAUGGUGCUGCGAUCGACGACUCGACGAGCCCCCCGACCCUCGUGCUCGCCCUCAGGCACAGGUUGAAUCGCAUCAUCUGCGCAAAGCCCGGGGAUCAGUACUGGGUGUCUGUCCAUUUUGGCGAGCAGCGGGAACCCUUGUACAACGCCCAAGGCAAGGUUAAAUUCUACACGCUGCUGUCCUUCCGAGGGCACUGUUAUGUCACAACAUCAAAUGGCCAUGUGAUGAGGGUGGAUCUGCGCGGGCCUCGGAUGGUAUACCUGUCAAGGGAGAUGGCGGUCAGCUCUCAAACGGGCUCCUACUCCUACCUUGUCCGGUCCCAAGAAGACCACCGGAGGAUGCUCAUGGUACGCUUCUUGGCCUGCAUUGACCUUGCACAUGAUCGCUACCCGCCGGAAGAAUUAUUCACCACACGGGAUGGUGUUAGCUCCCGCAUGGAGGUCUUCGAGGUGGACGUUAUUGGGAGGCGGCUGAUCCCACUGAACGGCAUUGGCAAAUAUGCAGCAUUCGUUGGUAAGACCUAUUCUGUCAUGCUUCCUACUGACAAGUUUCCAAAGCUUGCUCCCAAUUCGGUGUACCUCAACUACCGCCACCAGAAAUGGUGUGACUUGGGCAUCUACUGCUUCAAGGACAGGAGGAUAGGCCCACCAAGGGAGUUCACACAGGGUACUUAUCGGAGGUUAUUCCCUUGUGCCUGCCACUGGGAGCUUGCUGAUUAUCUAAUCGUCGACAUCCAACAGCUGAGGUAG